Molecule: messenger RNA, 5950 nt
Organism: Spodoptera littoralis (African cotton leafworm)
Lineage: Eukaryota; Metazoa; Arthropoda; Insecta; Lepidoptera; Noctuidae
Source: the annotation of a GenBank genome assembly
AUGCUCGGGUCAUGUGGUCAUCAGGCCAGGGGCGCGGCACGGCGUGAUGAGGCGCGCGUGCGACAACCUUGCCUGGCCGGUGGUGGCGUGCGCGCUGCUUAUGGCAUGCGCGCGCGCCGAUGCCGCAGGCGACAACAAACUACCCACGGGAAUUCGCAAGUGGCGAGGACAGAGCGCGGGGUAAGAGGCGGCCAGGCUAGCAAUCUGCAGCCGCGUGCAUUCCGAACGCAUUCCACGGUGCGAACCGAGUAUCGGACGGACGAUCUAGUAUGUUCGUCGAUGGAUAUAAGGAACAAGCCGGAGAGCUUCGCGCAGCUGAAAGGCUGCCGAGUCAUCGAAGGCACGCUGAGUAUGGUGUUAAUGGAACGCGCCACACCUAAGAUCUUCGAGAACAUGAGCUUUCCAGAACUGAGAGAGGUCACCGAUUAUAUAGUGAUGUAUAGGACGAAAGGUGUGCAAAAUCUGGGUGACCUUUUUCCCAACCUCACGGUAAUACGUGGAAUGCAACUCUUCAAGGAUUUCGCUCUCGUUAUAUUCGAUAAUGAGCAUCUGGAAUCUGUGGGGCUUCGGUCCUUGGUGAAGAUUGAGAGAGGCGGAGUGCGGAUACAACAGAACGACAGGCUUUGUUAUGCUAACACUAUCGACUGGUCCUUGAUCACAUCGGAACAUGCUGUCAACAUUAUUAGGUUAAACUACGACACGCGACUGUGUGGGCUGUGCCCAUAUGCACAGAGUCGAGUGGACGGGGACCAUCGACAGUCGCAUGCGCAGUGCCCGACCGAUGGAUCUGGUCGGCUGUUAUGUUGGGAUGAUAAACACUGCCAGAAGGUUUGUCCAAAGAAAUGCGGUGACAGUGGGUGUCUAAAUAAUGGCACAUGUUGCCAUGCGUCCUGCCUGGGCGGUUGCACCGGGCCCACCUCCUGGGAUUGCCACGCCUGCCGAAACUUCUCCAUCGGGGAUGGUCCUGAAAGAAAAUGCGUAGAGAAAUGCCCCUCUGAUCUUUAUGAGUUGUUCCACCGCUGCGUGACGGAGUCAGCGUGCCGCGCCACGAAGCCGCCCACCAACGCCGAGGCGGACCACCGCGGCGCCUCGCCACACAUUCGCAAGUACAAGAUAUUCAACAACAGCUGCGUGUUUACCUGCCGCAGCGGGUACAUGGAGGUGGGCGAUGCUAACAACUUGACAUGCCAACAAUGUCCGGCGUCGGGCUGCGUGAAGGAGUGCGCGGGAGGCAAGAUAGACUCCGUGGCGGCGGCGGAGCAGUUCCAGGGCUGCACGCACAUCAAGGGGAAACUAGAGAUCAAUAUCCGCGCCUCUGGUGGUAAUACUUUGGCAGUAUUAGAAAACUCAUUGGGCGACAUACGAGAAAUAACUGGUAUGUUACAAGUGGUGCGCGCGUUUCCACUAGUGUCGUUGAUGUUUCUCAAGAAACUGAGGAAAAUCACGGGAUCGUGGGAACCAGGUGCCAAAAAUCGUGGUCAAGUGAUACAUAUAUUCAACAACCCGAACCUUGAGUUGCUGUGGGACUGGCCGAGUCAUGGCCCCAUCGACAUCGUGGGAGGCAGUCUGUUCAUACAUCUCAACCCAAAGCUGUGCUACAUCAAUAUACUGCCGCUAAAAAACAUGACCAGGGACCCGCGCUCUAAUUUCACUGAAAUUGAGGUAUCGGAGGACAACAAUGGAAACCAGGCUUCCUGUUUGCCGGACAAGCUGCAUGUGAAAGCGAGCCAGUUAUAUGACAAGGCAGUGGUACUGUCGUGGAACAUGUACUGUCCUGAAGAUAUGCGCAAGUUGUUAGGAUACUCCAUCUACUACAUCGCGACGGAUCUUAACGUCACCCUCUAUGAACAGAGGGAUGUCUGCUCAGAUCGAUGGAACGUUCUCGAUAUAACGGCAGAUGAAGCGCGUAACUACACGAGGGAUGCUCCUGCUGGCAAUCAAAACCAAAACGAGAUUCUGUUGAACCCUUGUCAAAACAGACAACCCUUGUUCUGUCCAGUCUCACACCUCACUCCCUUCACUCGGUACGCGGCGUACGUCAAGACAUACACUACCACGCAGGAGAAGAAGGGCGCACAGAGUUCCAUUAUAUAUUUCGUGACUUUACCUGAAAGGCCGAGUCCCCCGGUGGCGCUGUCGGUAGAGAUGGUGUCUCCCCACUCAGUGUUCAUCAGUUGGUCGCCGCCCACGAUGCCCAACGGGACCAUCAUACUCUACCACGUCGAGGUACAAGCCAACAGCUACAACAAACCCAAGAUAUUGGCUGGAAACACGAAUUAUUGUUCCAAUCCGAGUCUCCUCACCAACAUGAUCACAGCGCAAUCCGAGGAACCUGCGGAAACACAGGAGAAAAAGACUACCGGUGACGUUACGAAUGGCUCGUGUGCUUGCAAGGAAGAGGACAAACCAGGCACCCGGUUCAAUUCCCGCAUAGAGGAAGACCGCAGGGAGACUAUCGCCUUUGAGAAUCAGCUGCAGAAUACUGUCUACGUAAAGAAUGAUAAUAGACCGAAAGCGAAGAGAGUGAAGCGAUCCGUCGACCACACCCUGAACAGUAUGCUUGUGAAACUGACAAAAAACUUUGAACCCCAGGUUGGACUGAACUACACGAACAGCACGGACGAGGAAGGCUAUGUGAAGUCGUUGUACUUCGAGCUGGGCGGCAAGGUGCAGACGUUGAAGGUGACCAACAUGCGCCACUUCACGUGGUACACCGUCAGCAUCUGGGCGUGUCGCUCGCGCCACGAGAACGAGUCCGUCGCCGACUACAACGACAAGUGGUGCUCCAACCGGUCCUACAACACCUUCCGCACUCCGGAACGAGUGAACGCGGAUAUAGUGGACAAUUUGCAAGCAGAAGUGAUUAUAUCGAACAAAACGUUGGGUGAAGUGAACGUCACUUGGAAACCGCCGAAAAAUCCGAACGGAUUUGUCGUAGCGUACUCCGUGUACUACGCCCGUGUCGACGAGAGCAUACCAUUGGCGCCGUCUGGUUUGCAGGGUUGUGUGACAGCGGACGAGUACGAGAAGAAUGGCCACAGCUACACCCUGCGCAGCCUGGCGCCAGGGAACUAUACCAUCGAGGUCACGCCCAUCACUGUCGCCGGCGCAGGAAACAUCUCCGCUGAGAGGACGGCGGAGAGCGCGUACGAGUGGGUGUGGGGCGUGGUGGGGGGCUGCGUGAUGAUGGGCGCGCUGCUGGGCGCCGGCCUGUGGUACGCGCGCCGCGCCCUGCUGCCCUCCGCCGAGGCCAACAAACUCUUCGCCAGCGUCAACCCGGAGUAUGUCUCCACCAUGUACGUGCCCGACGAGUGGGAGGUGCCGCGCGCCUCCGUCGAGUUCAUCCGGGAGCUGGGCCAGGGCUCCUUUGGAAUGGUAUACGAGGGCCUUGCCAAAGGUAUAGAAAAAGGAAAAACGGAGACACGUUGUGCUGUUAAAACUGUCAACGAGCACGCCACUGACAGGGAACGUCAAGAAUUCUUGAACGAGGCUUCGGUGAUGAAGGCAUUCGACACGUUCCACGUAGUGCGACUGCUGGGCGUGGUAUCUCGCGGGCAGCCCACGCUCGUCAUCAUGGAGCUCAUGGAGUUCGGGGACCUCAAGACGUACCUGCGCUCACACAGACCUGAUGCAGACGCCUCGCUCCCGCGCAAGGGCGGCAGUGAUCCUCCUACAUUGGAGAAUAUACUGCAGAUGGCUAUAGAAAUAGCCGACGGUAUGGCCUACCUAUCGGCCAAAAAAUUCGUGCACCGCGAUCUCGCGGCGCGCAACUGUAUGGUCGCCGGAGACCUCACCGUGAAGGUCGGGGACUUUGGUAUGACCAGAGACAUCUACGAGACUGAUUACUAUAGGAAAGGCACCAAAGGCCUAUUGCCGGUGCGCUGGAUGAGUCCAGAGAGCCUCAAAGAUGGAGUGUUCUCGAGUAGUAGCGACGUGUGGAGUUAUGGCGUCGUGUUGUGGGAGAUGGCGACGCUCGCCAUGCAGCCCUACCAGGGGCUGUCCAACGAGCAGGUGGUGCGGUACGUGGUGGAGGGCGGCGUGAUGGAGCGGCCGGAGCACUGCCCGGACCGCCUGUACGAGCUGAUGCGCGCGUGCUGGGCGCACCGCGCGCCGACGCGGCCGUCGUUCCUGCAGCUGGUGGCGGACCUGGCGCCGUCCGCGCACGCCCACUUCCGCCAGCGGAGCUUCUUCCACACGCCGCAGGGACAGGAGAUGUACUCGCUGCAGCGUACCACCAUGGAGGACGAGGCGGAGCUGGCCGAGGUGAACGUGGGCGCCGUGGCCACCGGCUCCGGCUCCAACCUGUUCGGCGUGUCGGGGCGGCUCGCGUCCUGGGUGCGCGAGCUGUCGUCGCUGCGUUCGCGCGCCUCCGAGGACGCGGCCGCCGAGCCGCUGCAGCCGCUGCGCGCGGACCCCAAGGGGAACGGCGGGCCUCUACCGCCCUGCUAGCCCCGCUGGCCGCGCUAGCACUGUGAGCCCCGCGAGCCCCGCCGGACUAUGCUACGUGGCGGGGCUCGCCCGCAUUUAUUACGUUAUCGUGCGCCCGACGGACGGACGCUCGAGUUUUGUUGUUUUUCAAGAGCUCGACGCGAGUGGGCGAUGCGUUUGUUUUCGUGUGACGAUUCGUUUUCAUAUCAGGAAAGUAAUAUUUUUGCUGAGACGAUAUUAAGUGAGUCGAUAUGUCUCGACGUGAAUCCUAUAUAGUUUACCUCGACGUUAUUAUAUAGUUAUAGAUCGAUGUCACUUUUGACAUAGCCUAUUAAUGUUAAGUUUACCGUUUAAGAUGUAAAGCGUGUAUAGUUUUAUGUAGGCGAGAUCGUGUACAAAUUAUUUUUAUUAUUAUUAAUUUCUUGACGUAUAGUUCGGUACCUUGCUACUGUUUCAAAGUGAACAAGUAACAGGUGUCAAAUUCGUUGAAGUUGUUAUGUUGUUGUGCCAAGUACUUUUAUUACAAACGUACUUGCGAAAUGAAUUUGUCACUUGUCCUAAUCAAUACAAGUUGCAUCUGCUUAUAAUACUCAACUGUUGGAUUUGCCGCUUUAGAUAUCAGCUAUUUUUCUACUUGUAUAAAGUAAAAUUUGAAAUAUUGAAUUAAAAUAAAAUUAACCACCAAAGAUUUGGAAAGUAAACGUCUAAAUUUACAAGUCUUUUAUGCUGUUACUUAUUGUAGCUGUGUUAUCAAUGUUUGCAAAGAUAAUUAUAUAAUUGUAUUAGAGUAAUUAUACAGGGUCGUUUCAAAUUAGUUGUAACUGGUUUUAGUAGGAACGUGAAGCAACACCCACAGUUUAGUCAUAAUGCGUAAGUUAACGAGAAAAGACGAAAAACGUGUUACUUAGUGUUGCCGGCCAUGCGUAUCGAUAUAUAUUGUAACAUGCAGACUGCACGAGGGCUCACGGCUCGUGCGCUCUGCACAGCGAGUACUUACUAGUGCCAGUUAAGUGACAACGUUGAAUUUAAAUGACUUUAUAUACCGCAACAUUUGUUUAACAACAUGUUAUUGUGUACGUGAAUAUAAAUGUAGGUCGUAAUCAUGUUACAGUUAUUCUCAGUUACAAGUUACGCCGAUAACAAUGUGUUCCCCAUCGACUUAAAUGCAAUAGACAAUACCUGCCACUAUUGUUAAAUAUUUAUAUUACUAGACUGCAUACUAUUAUUGUUUAAAUACGAGUAAAUGUUAUGUAACCAAAGUAUGAGUGCAACUGACAGUGUGCCUAUAUUUACAGUGGUUCAUCGCUUGUACACAAUGGGAGCUGGAGUUUGAUACUAUUUCAAAACUUAAACAUUCUGAUCUAAGAUCGAGACGAUUAUAAGUUAUCUGAUUUGAUAGUUGACUUACUAGUAAGUAACUAUAGGGUACGUCCCUAUUAGUACAAAACCAGAUUUUAGGACUACAGUUAAAACAAUACAAUUAUGUAUUCAAAACUCAUAUCGUCGAUCAACUUCUGAACUA